AUUGCAGCUGAUCACCAAUGGCGGACGCAGCACCAGCCGGUGGACGUGGGGGAUUUAGAGGAGGAUUCGGGUCUGGCGAACGUGGGAGGGGCCGCGGUCGUGGACGUGGGCGUGGCAGGGGAAGGGGACGUGGUCGUGGGGCAAAGGAGGAGAAGGAAUGGAUGCCUGUGACUAAACUAGGACGUUUAGUGAAGGAUCUGAAGAUCAAAUCUCUGGAGGAGAUUUAUCUGUUUUCCUUACCAAUCAAGGAGUUCGAAAUCAUUGAUUUCUUCCUUGGGUCUGCACUUAAGGAUGAAGUGCUCAAGAUUAUGCCUGUACAGAAACAGACCAGGGCCGGUCAAAGGACCAGGUUCAAGGCUUUUGUUGCCAUCGGAGACCACAAUGGCCAUGUUGGCCUGGGAGUAAAGUGCUCAAAGGAAGUUGCAACUGCAAUUCGAGGGGCUAUUGUUCUAGCCAAGCUUUCUGUUAUACCAGUGCGCAGAGGUUAUUGGGGUAACAAGAUUGGAAAACCACAUACAGUACCUUGCAAGGUGACUGGGAAGUGUGGAAGUGUCACAGUGCGACUUAUUCCUGCUCCACGUGGUACAGGAAUAGUCAGUGCUCCUGUCCCCAAGAAGCUAUUGAACAUGGCUGGUAUUGAGGAUUGUUACACCAGUGCCAGAGGUUGCACAGCUACACUUGGAAAUUUUGCUAAGGCUACUUAUGCUGCCAUUGCCAAUACCUACGCCUACUUGACCCCAGACCUGUGGAAGGAGACUGUGUUCACAAAGUCUCCCUACCAGGAGUUUACCGAUUAUCUGUCCAAGGUACACACAACUGGCUCCAGUGUCCAGCGUCAGGAACAGAAGAUCUAUUGAUAACGACCAGUGCAGUACUGGACAUGCCACAGUUGCUCAAGAUUCACAUUGUGUAAUGUCUGAAUAAACAAGAGGCUUGGCAUUAAAAAUAAAAGUGUAUGUUGUAUAUCUGUCA
Molecule: messenger RNA, 972 nt
Organism: Ylistrum balloti
Lineage: Eukaryota; Metazoa; Mollusca; Bivalvia; Pectinida; Pectinidae
Product: small ribosomal subunit protein uS5
Exons: 5
Coding region: 18-857 (279 amino acids)
Biological process (GO): translation
Cellular component (GO): cytosolic small ribosomal subunit; ribosome
Molecular function (GO): structural constituent of ribosome; RNA binding
Source: RefSeq, a predicted model, not a curated record